AUGGCUACGCCCCCACGUGAUCCCACUCACAACGCCUCGAGCACCGCCGCUGACGGCGCGUCUCACCGCUGGAUUUUCCCCCGCCCGCUCGUUGAAGAUUUUGCGCCGACCGCCAAGCUUCGCCCCGACAUGGUUCGCCAGCAGCCCGUUGGCGAGCCUGUUAAUGUCUAUAACGAGCCUUGUUCGUCGCAGCUGAAAGAGAUGAGGUCGAUUUACGGAAAUUCGCAUCUCCCGUCGUCGAAUUUUGAGAAAUCAGCGAUGGAGCCGGCGAUGGGAUCCACGUGUUCUCUCGACUCGCCGCUCCUUUACAUCCCCUCCUCCCAAUCGCUCUCACCUAACGCUUCGCAAACUUCGCCGCACGCUUCGUCGCAAUCGUCGCCGCACGGAUCGCCGGCGUCGUCGCCAAGCAUCACACCAAACGCGUCUGUGAACGACUUCUCGGCGCUCGAUUCCCCACUGGCAGUCGAGUCCCGUCAUCACGAUUCCGCCCAUGACUCCGACUCACCAGCAAUUCCCUUCAUUCUCUCAUCGCAACGACCCGACGCGCCGCUCCCUUCCCCCCGGUCCUCUAGCGCGACGACAUGGCCUCCGUCUGCGACAUUCCCUGCGAUGCCUCCUGCGACUGCGACAACCCCGAGAAACCAAACCGGAGGUUCGAGCUGCUUUAGUCACGCGCCCCCCUACUCCCCCGCUCCUUUGGGGUGCGCGCACUCCUCUGCCCUUACCGCGCGCUCCCGAUCCCCCGCUUUCACCGCCCCGGGCCCCGCAUCCGCGCCGUGCUCCCCGCUGAAGUCGUGGCGGGAGAAGCGUCAUCAUGCGGGGAAAGGAGCGCGGGGCGGCUCCGCUCUGUCAGCGGUGGCGCGAUGGGUGGUGGCUGCGGCAGCGAGCGGAUACGUGGGCGAUAACGUAUCACUCAGUGACGUGGAGGUAGUUGCGGGGGCGCUGAAAGCGGGAGGUACGGGGAAAGCGAUGGCACUGGCAGCUAGCCGUGCUGUUGAAUGUCACGACGACGACUACCACGACGGCGGCACAGGAGCAGUGGCAACAGCACCCCUUCACGCUCGGGUCCAUUCGCUUCCUUCCUUCCUCCCCCGCCACUCCGCAACGGCUGCGGUUCUAGUGACUCCUGCGACGGAGCCUGCGACGGACCCUGCGACGGCCCUAGCUGUGUUCUCCAGCGGAUCUGGCCUCAAGGAGAACAGCGUGCUUGUGACUGUAUCGGGUGGCUCGCAAGAAAAACUUGGUGUUAGAGCACUGGAACCAGGGGUGGCAGGGCAUGCCGGUGUGGUGGGGCGAGCGGAGGACGUGCACGAAAGGAAAGCUGAACAGGAGAACAAGGGAGUCAGCGGAUCAGGAGCAGAGGAAAGAGAGGGAGGAGGAGGAGAGUGGGGGAAAGUGGGAGGCGCGGGAGGGGGCAGCGGAGGCGGGGUGCAAGGGGCCCCAGGAGGUGAGGAAACUGUUGUGGCGGAGGGUGCCGAAGCGACGAUUGCGGCGGCUGCGGCGGUGGUGGCGGGGGGAGACGCGGCGAUGGAGGCGGGCGGUCGCGACGAGGUGGUGCGCGCGGGGCGCAGCGACACGGGAUGGCAGUGGCUGGAAACGGUGCGCGGGAGUGCGGGCAUAGCGGCCCAGCCGGCGCAACUGACGCAAUGCAUAGAGCGGUCCAAGACGCAUAAAGUCCCUGCAGCACGCACCAACGGCUACCUGGUCGUGACGGCCAACGGAGGACUCAACCAGAUGCGCGCAGCGAUCUGUGACAUGGUGGCCGUGGCUCGCCUCAUGAAUGCCACGCUCGUGCUGCCUCGCCUUGACCACUCCUCCUUCUGGGCCGACCCCAGCGAGUUUUCGGACAUCUUCGAUACAGAGCGAUUCAUUAAGGUGCUGCAGCCUGACAUCCGCAUAGUGCGGUCGCUGCCUGUCCACCUGCAGUCCGUGCAGGCACCAGAGAUUCAACCCAUAUCCUGGUCCAACGCGUCCUACUACAAGGAUCAGCUGCUGCCGCUGCUCAAGAAGCACCAGGUGCUCUCCUUCCCUCUCUCCGACUCGCGCCUUGCCAACAACCGCCUGCCAGCGUCGCUGCAGCGCCUGCGGUGCCGUGCCAACCAGCAGGCACUGGCCCACACGGAGCCCAUUCAGGCCGUGGCAAGGGAGGUGGUGCGGCGCCUCAGGAAGCGAGGCCCGCGCUUCAUUGCCCUGCACUUGAGGUACGAGAAGGACAUGCUGGCGUUCACGGGGUGCGCGCACGGGCUGAGCGAGCAGGAGAGUGAGGAGCUGCGGGCGAUGCGCAUGGCGGUGGCGCGGUGGAAGGAGAAGGACAUCGACGGGGAGAGCAAGCGCCGCGACGGGCUCUGCCCGCUCACACCGCGCGAGACCGCGCUCAUGCUGCGCGCGCUGGGGUUCGGCAAUGACACCGUCAUCUACGUGGCUGCUGGGGCCAUCUACGGCUCCAGGGGGCUCAAGGACCUGGAGGCACUCUUCCCCAACACCUUCUCGCACUCCACCAUCCUGCCGCCAUCGCAGCUCGCCCCGCUGCUGCCAUUCCAGAACCGCCUGGCAGCUGUGGACCACGAGGUCUCGGUACAGAGUGAUGCGUUUGUGUUCACAUAUGAGGGCAACAUGGCCAAAGUGGUACAAGGGCACCGGCGGUUCCACACACACAUGCCUACCAUCGACCCUGACAAGGUUGCAAUCAUCACUGCUCUGGACGCCUAUCAAUCUGGAAAUGCCACAUGGAACGAGACAAGAACGGCCAUCCGAAGAGCACACGGGCCAUAUCGACUGGGAAUGCCUAGGGAAAGGAGGGUGGGAGAGAUCCCCAAGCUGGAGGACAACUUCUUUGCCAAUCCCUAUCCUGGUUGUAUGUGUCAGCAACCUUAG
Messenger RNA from Closterium sp. Yama58-4, 2874 nucleotides. The record is from the annotation of a GenBank genome assembly. Lineage: Eukaryota; Viridiplantae; Streptophyta; Zygnematophyceae; Desmidiales; Closteriaceae.